GCGAGAGAAAGAGCGCUCCUCCUCCUCCUCGUUCCUCUUCCCAAUACUCAUCCCGAAAGCCAAGGUAAUACAGUCCUCACGGCGGAGUCCUCUCAUCAUUUCUCCCCUCGCAUAAUGGAAACUGAAUGAAAGCAGCUGUGACACGCUCUGAGAAAUAACCAAAACCUGCGACUUGCCAUUAAACUGCCCUGGAAGAAGGUCGUGUUUGUGUGGAUGGAGAAUUUUGAGUCGCUGGUAAAUGAGCUGAAGUCAAGCUGGUUGUGAAGGUGCUCGACUUCUUCCCCCCUACGCCCCAAGCCGGACACAGCAUGGCGGCGGGAGUAGCGGCAUGGCUUCCCUUUGCCCGGGCAGCAGCCAUAGGCUGGAUGCCUGUGGCCAAUUUGCCCAUGCCAGUCGCACCUGCUGAAAAGAACAAGAGGCAGGAUGAGCUCAUCAUUCUUAAUGUGAGCGGACGCCGUUUCCAGACCUGGAGGAACACUCUGGACCGCUAUCCCGACACACUGCUGGGCAGCUCAGAGAAGGAGUUCUUCUACAACGAGGAGACCAAAGAAUACUUCUUCGACCGGGACCCCGACGUGUUCCGUAGCGUGCUCAACUUCUACCGCACAGGCAAGCUCCAUUAUCCACGGUACGAGUGCAUAUCUUCCUAUGACGAGGAGCUGGCUUUCUUUGGCAUCGUCCCAGAGAUCAUCGGUGACUGCUGCUACGAAGAGUACAAGGACAGGAAGAGGGAGAAUGCAGAGCGUUUGAUGGAUGACCAGGAGGACAACAAGGAUGCCAAGCUGCCCAAUAUGACCUUCAGGGAGACUAUGUGGCGGGCUUUUGAAAACCCUCACACUUCAACCAUGGCCCUUGUCUUCUAUUAUGUCACUGGUUUCUUCAUUGCUGUCUCAGUCAUUACCAACGUGGUAGAGACGGUGCCCUGUGGCUCAGCGCCCAACCAGAAGGAAGUGCCAUGUGGUGAGCGCUACACCGUGGCCUUUUUCUGCAUGGACACGGCCUGCGUGAUGAUCUUCACCGUGGAGUACCUGAUGCGCUUGUUUGCUGCACCCAGCCGCUACCGCUUCAUGAGAUCCGUCAUGAGCAUCAUCGAUGUGGUGGCCAUCUUACCGUACUACAUUGGCCUGGUGAUGACUGACAACGAGGACGUGAGCGGCGCUUUCGUGACGCUCCGUGUUUUCCGCGUGUUCCGUAUCUUCAAGUUCUCCCGUCACUCGCAGGGCCUUCGCAUCCUGGGCUACACACUGAAGAGCUGUGCCUCGGAGCUGGGCUUCCUCCUCUUCUCCCUCACUAUGGCCAUAAUUAUCUUUGCUACCGUCAUGUUCUACGCAGAGAAGGGUUCAAGCUCCAGCAAAUUCACCAGCAUCCCAGCCUCCUUCUGGUACACCAUCGUUACUAUGACAACGCUCGGGUACGGAGACAUGGUUCCUAAGACGAUCGCGGGGAAGAUCUUUGGUUCGAUCUGCUCUCUGAGCGGGGUGCUGGUAAUUGCCCUGCCCGUCCCUGUCAUCGUGUCCAACUUUAGCCGCAUCUAUCACCAGAACCAGAGAGCAGACAAGCGGCGGGCGCAGAAGGUACAGAAAGCCCGUUUGGCCAGGAUACGAAUAUCCAAGACAGGAAGCUCCAAUGCCUUCCUCCACAGCAAGCGUAAUGGCCUGUUUAAUGAAGCUCUAGAGCUCACGCAACUUCCAUACAAGAUGAACCUUUCGGAUCAGGGCUCCACUGAGGAUGAGAAACGCUUAAGCAAGUCUACCUCUCUCUUAGAGAGCCAGCAUCACCACCUGCUGCACUGCUUGGAGAAAACCACCAACCACGAGUUUGUGGACGAGCAGUAUUACCAGCAGAGCUACCUGGAAGGCGGGCUGCAGAAUUACCCGUCCCGAAGCCCCUCCCUUUCCAGUCAAGACGGCGUGACGGGGACGUGCUGCACCCGGCGAACCAAGAAGCACCACACCCCUUUACCGAACGCCAGCGCCCCAGCACACAUGCAGCCUUUGACACACACUCACACGCACCCACAAGGCUUGCAGGAGCUCAGCACCAUCCACAUCCAGCCUCUCAGCACCAGCCGCUCCAGUCUGAACAUGCGCGUAGAUGAGCCAGCCCCUCUGAACUGCCAGAGCAGCCAGAUCACCACAGCAAUCAUCAGCAUUCCCACGCCCCCAGUGACGACUCCGGAGGGCGAUGCUCAUCUGCCGGCAGGCCCCACCCACCAAAAUGUUGUGAAGGUGUCCGCACUGUGAAGACUAGAGUGCAGGCGCGUCACACAGAAAGACAGAUUUAAAAGGAAAAAACUCACGGAGACAGACGGAGGGACGGAGGAGGACCGAGAACGACGGAGGAGAGAAAGCGCUCAGUCCUGGUCUGGCCUUGGCUGAGCCUGCCCUCUGCUGGUCAUGUACUGUAACGACAUGGACUCCCCGUGUGGACGGAGGAUGGCUUUUAGAUACAGUGUCGUCAUGUUAGUGGUUGGCGUUCGUGCGUGUGCGAGUGAGAAACACCUGUAGGGAGUCGUUUUAGAUGAGCGGGUGAGUGAGUGAGUGUCACUGUGCACAAAGCACCUUUCUUAUGAUUUACUGUUUGACUUUUUUAGCUGGAGAUGUGAGGAAACCUCAAAGGGAAAAUAACAAUAAUAAGACGUAAUCCACCGCCUCAUCGCCCCCUUUGUUUUCUGAUCUCUCCAUAGAUAAAUAUGAAUCCUUUUCAGCUCCAAUAUUAUUCCAAUUUGAGUAAAAAUUCCAAAAACAUUCUGAUGGUUUUCAUAUUUUCAUAUUUGUGAAUGGGUGCGUGUGAAUUUAUUUUUUAUUUUGGGGGCCAGAUAGAGGAAUUGUGAUCUUUUGGAUAGAAGGUGUGUGAGCGUGUUUGUUCCUCAGCUGAUUGAACACUUGUUUCAGUUCUUCUGAACGUCUCUGUGGCUCCGUGUGUGGUAUAUUUGACUAGCUGCCACUCUGAAGGUUCAGCACACACAUUUCUGUCCAAAGUUCUCAGCUACAAGGCUUUUACACGACAUGUGCCUGUUCUGCUGGAGUUUAAAGAUUCGUUUUUUUCUAGCUCUCUGAAUUUCUCCACAUUCCCGUUCAUUCCCACUUUUCGGCUCUUCCAGCCUGACGGACCUCAAAUAUCUCGAUUCCCUGAUGUAGAAACCAAAAAGUCUAUUUUUAAUUCAAAACCAUCACAACUAAAAGCACAAGGCGUUUGCUGAGAAUUUCCGACACAAAUCUGUCCUGAGCCUGGGAUCUUUGUGAAUAUUGUUAAUAGAAUAUUUUGUAAUAUUUGACCAUUGUUUGGCAGAACCAGUGAAGCUGUCCUCUCGUUCUCUGUCUUUCUCUCUCCACAUCUCUCUCUCGUUGUUGUCCCGUUGUAUCCCUCCUCCUGUGUGAACAACAGUAUGCUUUCAGUAGUCUUUCUAGCCGUCGACGUUUUUCUCCCCCAAACUCAGCGGGCAUUUUUUUUGAAGUUGUUGAGUAUAUGUACUCUGUGUGGUUAGGAAACUUGGUGUUUGUACCUUUUGUCCUCCUUGGUGUUUCAGAUGAUUUAUUUACUUUAUCUUCUGGAAAAAUUAAAGCAGGGAAGUUGUAACGGUGACGGCAGAGACACGAGGACACUGGAUGAGCAUCUACAGACGUCUGUCACCAAAAAAAAAAGUGUUGUUCUGUCUGUUGAAUCCGAUAUGUAUUAUUUCUCAUCCCAUCAAAGUUGACCUUUUUACAAAUCUUGAAUGUCAUGUUUGGGUUCAGAGACCCCAAAGUCUUCAUGUGGAUUUUCACCAAGAGGAACGAGCAGACCAACCACCCGCUUUGCUCCGUGUAGAUAAAACAAAAUGGUGAUAAAGAGCACAAGGAGCGAGCCAGCGCUUCACCAGUGUAAGCCACGAUCUUAUUUCAAAGGCAGUAUUUGAAAUCGUCUGCAGCCUCAUUUACAGAACCUUGGGGAUGCCGUAUACAGUAUAAAUUACUCAAAAGGCAGUGAUUUCCAAAGAAUUUAAAUUGUAUUUUUAACUGAAACUAGUACAAAGACAACACUUUUAUGACCAUUUUAAUUUGAUGCCCACACAUUUCAUUAAAGAGGACCGCUGUGCUGCAUACACUCUCUCUUUCUCCAAAAUUGUAAAUGCAUAUGAGAAAUAUUCAUUUAUGAGGUUUUUCCAUCCUUUUCUUUGUUCGUGAUGUGAGCGUCUCGUUUGAGCCUCCUUUGUACUUCCUUCCAUAAGAGUGAAAGAUCCAGGCGAGUCGUUUUAGUACCUGCCAGACCGCUGAUGAAGUUCAAACCGAGCACCAGACUGGGGAAGAAAUUUAAGUGAUUUUGAAUGUGCCAUGGGUGACAGGCAGGAUGGUCGGAGUAUUUCAGAAACUGCUGAUUUUUCCACACAUCCCAGAAAAAAAAGAGAAAAUAUGAUGACUCAGAUAACCUUCUGUCAGCUAAAACAGGAAACGCAGGCUUUGAAACACCAGAACUGGAGUUCAGGCUGGUGGUGGUGGUGUAGUGGUAGUGGUGGUGGUGUAUGCAGAAUAUUUUCUCGGCACCUUGUGUUCGAACAGCACCGCCUGCCUGAGUGUUGUUGCUGACCGUGUCCAUCUUCUGAUAGCUGCCUUUAGCCACAUCACAAAGCUCGAACUGUCUCAGCUGGUUCCUCGAACAUGACCGUGAGUUCACUCAAAUGAUCUCCACAGUCAUCAAAUCUCAAUCCAGGAAAAUCCUUUGAGCUGCCGACAGAUCUGCAGCAACUGCCAGAUGCAUGACGUGGACCAAACUGUGUGCAGCUACUAGAGGUGAUUUUAAGCCCAUCAAGUUGUAGUUGUUGUUUUUAAAGUGACCAUUUUAUAUGUUUUUACGGUCCUCGUUAAAAGAGCUCACUAGCUUUUUAUGACUCUUUUAAAUGUUUUUGUAACAUCAAUCAUGAAAUCGUCAAAAGAUUUAUUUUGUGAUUCAGCGGUAGAACGGUGGCGUGGUGGUUCGCACUGUUACCUCACAGGAAGAGGGUCCUGGGUUCAAUUCCACCAUGAGGCCAGGGUUUCUCUGUGUGCAUCCCUGUGUUUGUUCUCUCUGGGUACUCUAGCUUGACCCAAAAACGUGGGGUUAGUUUUAUUGCAAACUCUAAAUUGCACGUAGGCGCGAAUGGUUGUCUGUGUUAACCUUGUGUCCAGGGUGUGCCCCGCCUCUCCCCUGAGACAGCUGGGAAAGGCUCCAGCAACCCUGAAGCAGGAUGAGCAGGAAUGGUGAUGAAAUCAUCAAAAUAUUGUUUUUGUUAUUUAGAAAUAUUCUUGUUGUCCUAACGUCCUUGGGCGUAGUGAACUCUGGCACAUCUUCUGAAACACUCUUCGAACUCGUGACACAUUCAAACUAAUUAGUCGUGUUUUGUUGCCUGAUCCCCAAAUUCCUUCAUUUCAAAACCUCUCGUGUUGCCUUUGUAUUACUUUCAGUUAAAUAUAGAUAUUAAAUGAAGAACAAGGAAUUGCAUUGUAUUUGAUAAUUUGCACAGCAUCCUGACGUUGGUGCAAUAACGUGUUUGCUCACAUGUAGCUGACGAUGACUUUGCUGUAGACUGUUUAAAACUACUGCCACAUAGCAGCAAAUAUUACAAACCUGUUAAAAAUAUCCAAGCAUCUUAAGAUGAAGACAUCUGAAAGCUUAAGCAGUUUAACAUUUGUACGAAGCCUUAGAAAACAUAUCAUAAGCCAUCAGGUGGAGAUAUAAACAUACUGGUACAACACCAGUGCAUCAGGUCCUGGUUCUGUGUCAUGCUUCAGUUCUGAUCUCGAGCAUCAACCCCCAUAAAGCUGAAUCUCUUCUGCCACGUUGGAACAGGAUGUGUUUUCUCUGAUAGUCCUAGCAGUGACUUAGUGCUGUCGCUGGUAGUUUAGUACUGUACACAAGAACAACCGCAUAGAGGCAGCAUUAGUGUUUAGUUCAACUGUGCAGAAUUUACAUGAAAAACAUAAAAGCACAGACGGAGCUUUUCUCAGUGUUCUGGUGGGUUAGAGACAGUGUCUUUAUAUUUACAGCAGAAAGUCUGACUUUGUUAAAUCGAGGGUAUGACAGGUAUCGGCAGAAGCGAGGCUCCCUGCGUUUCUUUGAUUUAUUUACAUUUGUUGGUUCAUUUCCUGCUUCCUGUUUCAGAACAGGUUGUUUUGUGUCAGCUGCUCUUACCAAACGACACAGUUUGAAAUAUAUGUAAACAUAUAUUCUGCUCAACGUGUCAAAAGAUUUCAUUUUUCUUUUACAACUAAAACAGGUCUGUUGUUGUGUUCGUCUCUUUCUCUGUUAUGUAUUCUCCUUUGUCCUUUUUUCUGGGCUCGGUUUUCCUCUUUGCUUUGCCCUCCUAUGCCACCUGUCGUUGUUCAGACUACUGCUGUGCGUAAAUGUCAGGUGUUGGAUAUUAUUUAUGACCUUGUCUUGUGUCCCAACUGUGAAACGCCUGAUAAAACAUCUAUAUCUGCCACUAAUACAUAAUCUCUGGGCUCCCU
Neolamprologus brichardi is the source of this 6464-nucleotide messenger RNA. RefSeq names its product potassium voltage-gated channel, Shal-related subfamily, member 3 (gene kcnd3). Gene Ontology annotation, cellular component: dendritic spine; neuronal cell body; postsynaptic membrane. Gene Ontology annotation, biological process: protein homooligomerization; potassium ion export across plasma membrane; action potential. The record is from RefSeq and is a predicted model, not a curated record. Lineage: Eukaryota; Metazoa; Chordata; Actinopteri; Cichliformes; Cichlidae. Gene Ontology annotation, molecular function: protein binding; A-type (transient outward) potassium channel activity.